This is a messenger RNA of Synchiropus splendidus (mandarinfish), 8614 nucleotides long. It is a transcript of the gene zbtb47b, whose product is annotated as zinc finger and BTB domain containing 47b. The coding region runs from base 223 to 2373 and encodes 716 amino acids. Gene Ontology annotation, molecular function: RNA polymerase II cis-regulatory region sequence-specific DNA binding; DNA-binding transcription factor activity, RNA polymerase II-specific; protein binding. The record is from RefSeq and is a predicted model, not a curated record. Lineage: Eukaryota; Metazoa; Chordata; Actinopteri; Syngnathiformes; Callionymidae. Gene Ontology annotation, biological process: regulation of transcription by RNA polymerase II. Gene Ontology annotation, cellular component: nucleus. The transcript is spliced from 6 exons.
CAUCUGAUCCCGGCGCUCCAAUCACCAAGUCCUCCCGCCGAAGCAGCCUCUGCAUUUUUGUCUGGCUCAACGCUGCAGCCGCGCAGGAGGCGAACCGCUCCGCUCCAGAGCAGCCAGACUGAACAAAUGUGACAAUUCCACGGUCACUUUCAUGGCGAGGACAACAGCGACGGGUAAGGAGUUGUUGUGUGACUCCUGGGAGCUGCAGGACGCUGGGACAAAAUGCUCAUAGUGGAGAAGACCACAGACUUCCCCUCUGCUGAGUUCUCUCUGGUGGAGGAUGUGGCUCUGCAUUUCACUUGUUUGAUGGGCCGGCUGAACGAGCAGCGCCUUUUCCAGCCAGACCUGUGUGACGUCGACAUCGUUCUGGUACGCCAGCGAAGCACCUUUCCCGCUCACAAGGGCGUACUGGCAGCCUACAGCCCCUUCUUCCACUCACUCUUCGCCCAAAGCAAACAGCUAAGAAGGGUCGACCUGUCGCUGGACUCACUGACGUCACAGGGUCUGCAGCAAAUCCUUAACUUCAUCUACACUUCCAAACUCCUGGUGACCAGUCGCACUAUCAGAGAUGUUCUCAGUGCUGCCACGCUGCUUCAGAUGAAUGAAAUUGCAGCCUCCUGCCGUGACCUGAUCAGCAACCACUCAUUGAGAACCAACUGCACAGAUCUGACCAAUCAAGAGGGUCUCAGUAGCAAUGUGCCAGUUGCCGCCAUGACCCCUUCCCACCAUUUCGCAGAGAUCAAGCAGGAGUCUGAGUUGGGAAGGUUGUACACUGAGAAUGAAAACAACUCAUUUUCUGUGCGUGUAGAUGACAAGGGGAAGCCAUCCCUGCCAAAGCAGUACUACUUAAAAGACGAUAGGUUCCGUGGUUCUGCGGGUGUAGACGCUUUAUGCAAAGUGGAAGCUAGUGUGCAGGAGUCAAAGUCAACUGAGGGUCACGCCGCCUUUAACAGGGAUCAGAUUAUUGUGGAGGUCAACCUCAACAACCAGACGCUCAACGUAUCAAAGGGGUCUAAAGGCAAAUCGCCAGGAGCACCAGAGAAAGCUGCCAUGUUUGCUCCUCGCCAUGACAAGGAUAGAGAAUCUGAGUGCAGCGCAGAGGACGAGACUGAAAACGCUGACAACAUUGAUGACGACGACAUCAAGAGAGUACUGGGGCAGAGCAGUGAUGGGACAGAGGAGGACGACGAUGAGGAAGAGGAGGAGAACGCCAUAAACAUUCCAGGUCUGGACCAGACUGCUAUUUUGGAUCGACCACGAAGGGCCACCAGAACGAUGGCCAUGGCAGCCGUCUCACUGAGGCAGACUCUUACAGAGGCGACUCUGGCCAACCAGCAUUUGGGUGAGAAGAGACCCCUCGAUAUAGAGGGGCUGGCUCAGAAGGUCAGGCUUGAGGAGAAGCAACAUUUCUCCUGCAAGAAAUGCCCGCGUGUCUUCAACAACCGCUGGUACCUCGAGAAGCACAUGAACGUCACCCACAACCGCAUGCAGAUUUGUGGAAACUGUGGAAAACGCUUCCUGCUGGAAAGUGAACUGGUGCUGCACCAACAGACUGACUGCGAGAAGAGCAUCCAGUGCGUAACGUGUGGCAAGGCCUUUAAGAAGCUUUGGUCAUUACACGAGCAUAACAAGAUCGUCCAUGGCUACGCUGAGAAGAAGUUCUCAUGUGAGAUUUGUGAGAAGAAGUUCUACACCAUGGCUCAUGUCCGGAAGCACAUGGUUGCUCACACGAAGGACAUGCCAUUCACCUGUGAGACAUGCGGGAAGUCUUUCAAGCGCAGCAUGUCCCUGAAGGUCCACUCUCUGCAGCAUUCUGGCGAAAAACCCUUCAAGUGUGAGAACUGCAACGAGCGCUUCCAGUACAAAUACCAACUGCGCUCCCACAUGAGCAUCCACAUCGGACACAAGCAGUUCAUGUGCCAGUGGUGUGGGAAGGACUUCAACAUGAAGCAGUACUUUGAUGAGCACAUGAAAACACACACUGGUGAGAAGCCAUACAUCUGCGAGAUCUGUGGGAAAAGCUUCACCAGCAGGCCCAACAUGAAGCGACACCGCCGCACACACACUGGUGAGAAACCCUACCCAUGCGAGGUUUGUGGUCAGCGUUUCCGCUUCUCCAACAUGCUCAAGGCCCACAGGGAGAAAUGUGUGCGUGCUGACUCUCUGGACAUGGAUCCCUCUCUAGCAGCGCGCCCUCUCGACUCUUCCAGUCAGAUCCAGCUCCCCGCCACCUCCAGUGUCUCCCAGUCGCUCCAUGACGCGCAGCAGUGUCCUCCCCUGCUGCUGCCAAUGGGGGCGCUGUCUCCUAGCGCAAACUUACCCCUGCCGCCGCCGCUCUUCGCAGCCGGUAGGAUGAAGACUAACAAAUGUUGAGCACUUUUCUUAUUUUCCCGGCCUCGACGGCCUCUCUGAGGAGGAUUGCAGUGUAAUCUCUGAAACUACACACCCACAAGACCGAAAAGAAAUUUUCUACUCCAAUACAAUAGUAACCUCAGUGUCCAGUCGGACAAGACGUUUCCUCGCUUCUCCUCGUAACUCAGUGUCUGGUUUGUUUGGAGCUUUCUGCACAAUGUACACUGAUUGUAGCGUCAAAGUGUUUUGGGUGAGAAACACUCUAAAAAGAGGGAAUAAUAGUUUUACGCUAAGAUGUAGCCAGCAAUAACCAAAUGCUGUUGUUUUUUUUUUUUGGAUUGUUUGUUUUGUCUCUGAACAUAUUGUUGUGUAUGGCGUUGCCAAUAACCAAAUCCUGUUAUAGAUCUAAUGUUAUACAGCAUUUAUAAUCGCUCCUGCACCUUACAGGAAACUCUAGUGAUAUUUAAAGUGUACUCCUUAAUGUCUUCAUUUUUAUAAAUGUAAAUGUGUAUUUGAGCAUUGGUCGUGCAAGGCAGUGUAAAAGGCAGUGUAUUCACGUGUUCAAGUGACUGAAGAAGGUCACGUUCGCUCUUUAAAAGUAAGAGUUUAUCCAUAAGAAGCAACUUGAUUGGUUGCUUCGACCCUUCCAGUUCAUUCUACUAAGGAAAGGAAGUCGGUGUAGGUUACGUUCUCCUGAUGGAUCGCAGACUGUCGUUUCUUGAUGGAAUUCCCUGUUUGUAUAUCUAAAUGUUUUGAAUGUGUUUAAAAAGCACUGUGACUCUGUCAGCUUAGCUCUUAUGCUAAAGGUUCUACUUUUGAACAUGAGCACCAUCUUAGAUCCAGCCAGUGGGAUCUCUGGCUAUUGAACCAAAAUCAGUCCUGCGUAGGAUUAAUGAUACAGUUGUUCAUAGAUACCUGACGGUGACUUGUCAUCACUGUCAGUCCGAGGCUCUCAAGAGCGUGACCCCGCCUGGACUAAUGGUUACUAGCAUGUUUGUAGUCAUGUGUUCCCUUCCAUGCACCAUGGCUUGAAAUGUUUCCCCUCAAAAUGAAGUGGAAGAUUGCUUUAAAGUGUAAUGUUGGCGCAGAAUCAGAGGGCGCCAGACCCAAGUUUCAGGUUACAAUCUUAGCAACCUUAGAUGUCUACGACACAAAACACUUGAAUCACCAGGAUUCCCUAAAAUCCAAUAAUACAAUACAAUACAUUUUGGUUGUGGUAAUUCUCGUAACGUCUAACAACAGAGCUGAUAAUAUUUUUGUUAUUGAUUGUUCUCAGUCAAAAGAAUUAAUUAAAUCUAAAGUGCAAUCUUUUUUUAUAAUCAUUUUUAUUUAAAAUAUUAUGGUUUAGAUUUUUAUCUUCUUGACAAUAAUAAUUGAGCGUCAUCAGUUCAUUGUCAAACUACUCAAGCAUUGUAAAGUAAGAUAAGGUCUCUCUCAGCCAGUCAGGCUUCCCUGAUGUAUUGUUCUAUUUGGUUGACUUCUAGUCAAAAUUAUGUCACUAUUUUAACUCCUGAUGAUCGAUGUUGUUUAUAUUUUCCAAAGAUAUGUUUUUUAACUCACACCAGAUUGUUGUUUUCUUUGUUCUUGAGUUCUCUCACAUCUUAGUUGGGGCCUGCUUUUUCACUAAUCCUUCAGUGAGAUAGUUUACUUUUAUCAUAUCUAUUUGCUUCAAAAUAAGAUAUUCUUAUGGAGAAUAUUCCCCUGCUAGUUGACAUUUCGCCAUCAAGAUAAAAGUUAUACUUUCAUGUUCCAGCUACCCUGCCAGAGAGGAUUGUGGUCUGUUUAUGUGAUCUCAUCGCGAGUGAGUGAGGUCAAUGCUGUCUGUUUGGUUUGGCCUUUUCUUGUCUUUUAAGUUAAUAUCGUUCAUUAUCAUCUGCAUCUUUUUCAUAAUUUUCCCCUCCUGAAAGAUUCAUGGCAGUGAUGAAAAUGACUUUACGGGUUGGUCGGUUUCCUUUUGUUUCUUUGCCAACAAAAACACUUAGGAAUAACAUGCCAUCCAGGGCUAUUUCGGUCGCCUUUUUUAUUCCCGGUUACAGACUGUGUUACUCUGAAUACUCUUAUAACAUAGACGCUUCUGGUGUUGCAGCAGGAGAUAAAUGUGGAGCAGAUGGAUUGUUUAUUAACCCAGUGUAACAAAUCCACAAUAUUACAGGCGUUAGUGUAGUGUCCGUGCAGAACCCUGUCAUGUAUAAUGACACGUAGCUGUAGAGUUUUGUGUGCACAUUUCAGUGUGACUCUUUGAGAAUUAUAUCACUAUCAUGCGUGUACUCCUACAAAUAAUGCUUAAGAAAGCAGUGUAAGCGUUGGCACAAUUGAGCUCUUCAUUACUUAAGAUCUCUUGGGGGUGAAUUUAGAAAGAAUGUAGAAGUGACGGUUGGUAUGAAAUACUCGUCGAAAAUCUCUAAAAGCACUUUUGACAAACGUUUGUCUGUAAUCUACUGCAGCCGAACGAACUGUUGUACUGGUCAUGAGUUACAUAGUUAGGCAAUUUAUUUGUCAGGUGCAUAAUGGUCACCAAAUGUCAAAAUGUAUCGUCAAUAUCAUGUUGAAAAAACACUUUGAACUGCGUGUAAUGAGUUAUUAAAUUAGUGUAAAUCGCAAAAUUCGCUUCAUAGGGAGUCGUCAGGGCUCUCUACAUAUACAUCUUCAUAAUAGAUCAACUGUAUAACUUCAUUAAAACUGAAACGCUAGCCAGGUGCCGAUGCAGUUUUUAAACCAAAGGCAAAUGUGUACAACAGAUCUGUUUAGCAACAAGUACAUUUAAUCGGCUGUGGUCGAUAAGUAAUCGUGCACUAUAAUAACCAUGUCCAGAUUAAAAGGACGAUUGGAUUUCCAAGGCUACUGUUGUUGAAUGCUUUAUUUUCUGUAUUAUUUUCUGUGUAGACUGUCCCUACCUUGUUUGCCUAGAUGACGAUGAGCAACGUGGCUUUAGUAUUCGCAGUCAAUUGAUGGAUGAAAAUUCCUGUUUCCUCUGUACGAGUUUUACUAUUUUAUCGUGUUAUGAAAAAAAGCACCUUAUUUUAUAUCAGUAAGUGGCCCCUGCUUCUUUCACUUUAAAGGCCCGGACCGGAAACAAAUGGGGAUUUACUUGCCACUGUGACUUUUCUGCCGGUCUGUGGAGAACAAGCGGCACCUGUCACAGAUGAUUGUAGCCCUCUCGUGGCAGUUUAGCGCACUGCACCCACUCCUGCACUUUUUGCACUGAAAUGCGAGAAUAAGAACCCCAAAUGUUCAGAGCAGUCAGAAGCACCGGCCAAAGUGAUGGCUAUAGUUCUGGGCUUGUUUGUGUUGUCACUGCCAUAUGUGUCGAUGGAGUUGAAUGUCUUGUCUACAUGUGAACGGUGAGAGUUUUGAGGGGGCGAUCGAGUUUGUGACACUACUGAAGGAUGCACUUUUGAGUUGAUUGUAAGACUGGACCAGUGGUGGACAGCAAAAUGCUUUUUUUAAAUAUUUAUUUCAUGCUACUUUCACAAUGAAGAAAAGGAAAAAAAAAUCUGAGGAUAUAGUGAAGUGCUGCUACUCAGAUGCUAACAAUCAUUGAGUCAACAUCUGAAGGAAGCUCAGUUAGUAGGAGCCAAUGAUUCCAGUGCUGUCAAACUCAAGGUCCAGGGGCCAAGUUAGGCCUGCCAGGUCAUGUUGCAUGGCCCACAAGAAUUGGAAAUGCCUCAAAGUUAAACCAGAUUACCAAAAAAAAAAAACAAUAUUGUCACCCGCAAAGUCACCAGUGUCUCAGCUUCCAAAGAAGGAAAAAAUGUAUGCAUAUAUAUAUGCGUACAUUUAUAUAUCUGAUGAAAGAUGGGAAACAGGCUGAAUGUUUGUGUGAGGAAGCAAAGUCACUGGUGAACUAUAAACCUCUACGAAGAGUUAGACUCUUGUACUACAAAGGAGGAUUUACAUGUCUUGUUGAAGAAUGUUCAUUAGAUAUACAUUUUGAUAGGCCCACAACUUCUGACUCCUAAAAGUUUUGGUCCCUUUUGUGAUUGAAUUUGUCUCCUCUGCUGUACACUGUAAUAUUCAGAGUUUAUAGAGGACAAAGGUUAUCAACAUAUUAUCAUACGUUUCAUAUAGAAUUUAAUUUUGAGAAUGUUCUGCUACACCAUCACUGAAGACAUUAAAAUUAUAAAAAUGAAACUUUACAGCGAAUCAAAUAUCUGAUCAAACAUUCUCUCUGUAUUGGUGGGGAGUUUGGGAAGGAAAGGAGUUGUGAGAAUGAAUCCCUCAUAAAGCUUUGUAUGGUAAUAAUCCUAUGUUUCCAGAAUGGGCCUAUAGAAAUCAUUUUGAAAAAAACAGAAUUGCUGAAAAUUGAAAUAAAUCAGAUGAGUCACCAUGAAGGAUUGAUCUGAAUCGAUGUCAUAAAGGCCCUUUGCUUGUUUGCUUUCUAACCAGCACUCGGUGGGAGUGAAUUUAGGCAAAGGUGAAUCUGUCCUUGUCCUUAUAUCAUAGUUUAUGAGUGAUUAAGUGCCACCGCGGUGACUCUGCGCUCUGCGUGGCACAAAUGUGUGUCGCUGUCAGAGGAGCUUCAGGAAUGAAAGCUGGCGGGUUUGUUCCUCUGGAGUGUGUCCAGAGCCAAAAUGUCACUGAAGCAGCACGAGAGAAUGUUGGCUUGUUUAUGAACUGGUGUUGCAGUUGGAUUUGAGGUGGAAUGUGUUUAUUUACGCCUCCCAGAUGGUGCCACAUUGAAAAGCUCUGAAAUGAUGAAACUCUCAAUGAAACACAAGUGUGACCUUCAGUGACCUUUUUCACAAAUGAACCUGUAUUCAGUGUUAGUAAUCCAACUGGGUCAAAGACCAGUGUCCAUGAGUGAAAGCUGUUCUGGGUUUUACCCGUUUAGAUGUUUAGAUUUCAAAUGUCUCACUUUAUUUGUGCAAUGGCCUCCAGUGCUAGUCAGGAGAGCUACCACGCCUCCAAAGUUGUUGAUCCUCUCCACAAGUAUCACAACAACUCAUGACAUUUUCCACCUUUGACUGACCCGCAACAACUAUUUCACUUGAAACGCUUUUGACCUGCCAUUGAGACCAGCUGGGGACCAGGCGCUUCAAUCUUGGGUAAAAUCUGACACAGCACUUCAGCGACGUACUGCACUUCUGCUGUGUGUCUGAUAAUGACAACUUUAGAAUGAUAUACAAUGCGACUUCAUUUGAAGAUACUAUAGAAAUAAUAAUCUUAGUUUUCUUAUGUUGUGGUCAGUUCAUGGCCUAAUAUAAUCCAGAACACACAUAUUCACAAUAGUAGAAUGCUCAAUUUUAAUUCAGUAAUGUAAAUUACAAUGUAAUAACUAGUCAACAUCUAGGUACAUGGACAACUAAUUUUAUCAUUAAUAUCUAUCUUUUAAGUGUACUACAUUCUAUUUACAUAUAAAUGUAAGACAGAGCUCUGAAUCUUCACCAUGAGUCAAGCUAAACUAAUGCUAUCCUUUUUUGUGUUUUUAACAAAUCAAUAUCCAUUUCCAAAUCCAACAUGUCAGCACUUAAAAGUUUAGCUUCCAGUUGAAACUGUAAACUAUUGCGACUGGUCCAACAGUGUAGCACAGAUUUCACAUGAACCAGUGGAGGCUUCGGAACAGCUACUGUGUUUUAGGCCUGCUCUUUCAGGGUGUUCAUCUCUUCAGAGUUUUCAAAUGGUACACUCAAUACCUGAUGUUUUUAAGAGGACGACAUGUUCUUAAGUGCUCCUCUAACAAUGGGAACUGAUUUAAUCGUGUUUCAGUGCUAAAAUUCCACACAAACCUUGAGUUGGUGUACAGAGACCACGUGUAGAGAAGUGUGUGAAAAAACCGAGGCCAACAAGGACGGUAGUGUCUAGAGGUGCUAAUAACAUUGUACUUUCUGUCUUCAAUGUAUUUCUGACUGUUGUUAACUGUCUGUCACACAGCUGAACAUAACAACAUCAUUUCAAUAUUAAACAGUAUCGACAUAUUAUCCAGCCUCGGUUGUUCUUGUGUUUUCUGGUGUGUUUUUUUUUUAUUGAUUGUGUUAUCACUUUUAUUUUAUUUAGUUUUCCAAGGACUGACUUUUUUUUUUAAUUCAUUAAUGCUAUGAUGAAAACUGUGACCAUGACAUGGAAACAACCUGGGUGAAGUUGUUUAAUCAACAGCGGUCAUGAAAAGUUCUGCUGUGUUAGCGGCAAGUAGGUCAAAUACAUCAAAUGUGUUACAUAUAUUAAAUAUCAAAUAAUAAUAAAAAACAGUUCAAUUAAGUGAACUUUUGUAGCGUUCUAUUCAUUUAUUUUGACACUUGUGGAUAUAGUUUAAAAAAGAAAAAAA